AUGUCGAUAAAGAUUGAUUGCCUCAUUGUUUUGGGAGAACAACAGUCCGAUAAUGAGAAAAAUAUAGAUGAGGGUGAUGGUGGAAAACCUAUGCUCUCAGUGGUUAAUGCAAUGGAACAGGAGGAGAGCGAUGCGGUUAGCGGUGGACCGUUGUCUUGUGGUCAAUGUGUGGGCAACAGAGAACGGUGAGCGCAAUGUUUCAAUCGUGUUUUCCGAUCAGUCAUCAGUGAUGCUUUGAAGAGAUUCUGUGAAGAUUUGUUGUUGGUGUUUGACUGAGUUCGUGUUUCCUUUGGUGAACCAGAGUGGAUCUCUUCUUGAUCGAUUAAUCUCAGUUAUGUUCUGAAAUAACUCUCUAGAAAUCGGAUUUGGUCACCAUUUAACUCUAGAGGGAACGGAAUAACGAGAGUCGAUCUAUAAAAUUGAUUGUUCUUCAAGGUUUCCAAUCGGACCUCUGUAAGAGUAUCUUGUUCCCUUCUACAGCUUAUUCUUAGUAUAGUUGUGGGAGAUCCUGGUGUCUUGAGUACACCUGUUAUUUUUUAUUUUGUUCUUUCUGUUUUGACGGUCCUGGAUCCCAACAUACUGUGGAUAUCAUCUGGACUUAGUCAUUGCAGUUAUCUGUGUUUUUUUUUCUUGAUCUGUUUGUUUAGUUGUUUAUUAUGGCUGGUCCAACUAAUGAGUCUUCUAAUGGUAGUAAAAAUGAUUCAGUUGUUAAUAUAAAUGAUCCCCUUUAUGUGCAUCCUUCUGAUAAUGCAGUUACUAGUGUCAUUAACUUCAAACUGUUAGGAACUGGGAAUUAUAGAGUUUGGCGUAGUUCCAUGAUUAGAGCUUUAAAAGCUCGAAACAAACUCGGUUUUACCGAUGGAACUGCGACCAAACCUGUUAAUGAUCCCGUUAAAGCAUCCAAAUGGGAACGGGCUAAUGAUGUUACCUGUUCUUGGAUUCUUGGGUCUAUUUCUGAAAAUAUAUAUGCUAAUCAUGCUUGUUCUGAGAGUGCUCAAGAAGUCUGGACAAAGUUAUUUGAAACUUAUCAUAAAACUGAUGGGUCUGUCAUUUUUAAUGUACAUCACAAAAUUAACUCUUUUGUUCAGGGCAGUUUGUCUUUGUCAGAUUACUUUAAUAAACUGGAUUUUUAUUGGAAAUAAUUUGAUGGAUUAACUAAUAUAACUGAUUGCACAUGUGAAGCCUUUGCUAGUUUUAAUAGUCAUUCAAAAUUAAUGAAGCUUAUGCAGUUUUUAAGUGGCUUAGAUGAGUCCUACAAUCAAGUUAAGAGUCACAUUUUAUUAAUGGAUCCUCUUCCAUCUGUUAAAACUGCCUUCUCUUUGGUGUCUCGUGAAGAGUCUAAUAAAAAACAUGGGUCAAAUCUAUUAACUUCUAAUAGUAAGAACACUUCUUAAGGGCCCAGUUCCUCAAUGUAAGAAUUGUGGUUUAAAGGGCCAUUCUAUAGAAAAAAUGUUUUAAAAUAAUUGGAUAUCCCAAAGAUUAUAAACCAAGGUCUGAGUUUAAUAAUUAGUCAAAAGAUUUUUCUGGUAAUAGUUGUUCUGAUCUUAAAUCUGGUUUUAAAUCCGAGUCUUCUGGUUCUUCUGAUUGUCAUUAUCUAACAAGUGAACAGUAUGCUAAGUUCCUUAGUCUCAUUGGUGACAAUAAGCAAGGAUUGGAUGAGUCGUCUGUUAAUGCCAAUAUGGCAGGUAUUUCAUGAAAUUCUUUUUUAAAUUCCAAUCUUUCGAAAUGGGUUGUUGACUCAGGAGCUAGUCAGCACAUGAUUACUUCUGAGUCAUUACUUCAUGAUUCAAUUGAUGUUUCAAAAUUAAGUGAUUCUUUGAUAACUUUUGGUUUUAAACAGAGUCUUAAUGAUUAUUCUAUGUUUGUUAAAAGUAUUAGAAAUUCAGUGGUUAUUUUGUUAGUAUAUGUUGAUGAUAUUAUAAUUAGUGGAAAUAGUGAAUUUGAAGUUAAUAAAGUAAAAGAUUUUCUUAAAACCCAGUUUCUUAUAAAAGAUUUAGUAAAACUGAAAUAUUUUUUAGGUAUUGAAGUUGUAGAAGUUCCUAAUGGGGUCUGUUUGUCUCAAAGAAAAUAUUGUUUGGAGUUGCUUCAUGAAUUUGGAAUGUUGGGAUGUAAACCUGUGAGGACUCCUCUUGAGUUAAAUAGUGUUAUCAGUGAUCAUAAUAGUGUUUUGCUUGAAAAUGUUACAAAAUUUCAGAAAGUUAUUGGAAAGCUUAUCUAUUUGACUACUACCAGACCAGAUAUUGCUUAUUAUGUUCAGGUAUUAAGUCAAUAUAUAUGCAUAAGCCUAACAAGUGUCACUUGCAAAUUGCUUUGAGAUUGUUAAGAUAUCUUAAACAUAAUCCAGGAAUGGGUGUUUCAUAUGUUAAGUUUGCGUCUGAUUCUCUUCUUCUGAGGGGUUUUUCAGAUGCAUAUUAGGCUAAGAGUUUGUUUUCUCGAAAAUCUGUUAGUGGUUAUGUUGUUUAUUUUGGUAGUUCUCCAAUCUCAUGGAGAAGUAAAAAACAGUCUACAAUUUCUCGGUCUUCUACUGAAUCUGAAUACAGGGCUCUUGGAACACUUUCGUGUGAGUUAAUAUGGGUUUUGAAAGUAUUGUGUGAUAUAGGAUUAAAAAAUAUGAUUCCUGUGAAUAUUUUUUGUGAUAAUGAAUCAGCAAUUAAAAUUGCUCUUAAUCCUGUUUUUCAUGAUAAGAUAAAGCAUUUUGAAAUAGAUGUUUAUUUUAUAAGAGAAAAAAUUUCAAAAGGUGUUAUAAAAUUGGUUAAGAUUAGUUCUGCUAACCAGGUUGCUGAUAUUUUAACUAAAUCUCUUUCUUCAUAUCAGCAUGAUAUUUUGUGUAAAAGUUGUGUUUAUUUGAUCCUUUUUCAGUUUAAUUGUGUUUCUAAAUAUGAUGUUUUUUUCAAAAUGGUUAGUUUGAGAGGGGGUGUUAAAAUUAAUAAGAUAUAUAUUGUGUCAAACUAACAUUUUGAAGUUAAGGGUGUAUAUUGUUUACUUGUUUGUUUUGAAGGGUGCAGGUUGUAAGUUGUUGUUUCUCAGAUGGGUUUGUACGCGAAUCUCUUUGGGUUAUUCUUGACCCGACUAUAUAUUGAGUUAUCUCAUGUUGCAGCUUCAUUCUUUUACGUGUAGAUAUUUUUCACAGAGCUUAUUUUUCCUCUCUUGUACACACAGUUCUUAAUAGUUCGGGUUUUCUGUAUUGACC
This is a messenger RNA of Lactuca virosa, 3190 nucleotides long. NCBI's taxonomy places the organism in Eukaryota, Viridiplantae, Streptophyta, Magnoliopsida, Asterales, Asteraceae. The record is from the annotation of a GenBank genome assembly.